AUGGAUAAGGUGGAACAGUUGAAGAAGAAAGGUAACGAUGCUCUAGUUAAUCAGAACUUCGAUGAAGCUAUCAAAUGUUACACGGAAGCCAUAGCUUUGGACCCCACGAAUCACGUUUUGUAUAGCAACCGCUCAGCAGCUCAUGCCAAAGCUGAGAAUUACGAGGCUGCUCUCGAAGACGCCGAGAAAACCGUAUCAUUAAACCCAAACUGGAGUAAAGGAUAUUCACGUAAAGGGAGCGUUUUAGCAUAUUUGUCGAGGUACGAGGAGGCCAUAGAGGCUUACAGAACCGGUUUAAGACUAGAACCUACUAACCAACAGCUAGCUCAGGGUCUGAGGGAUGUAGAACGAGCCAUGAAAGAAAGUAAUUUAGAAGCAGAGCGGUUAAUUAGACUCUAUAAAAAUCCCAGGACAAGAGAAUGGAUGAAAGACCCUGAAUAUGUAACAAAGAUUGCUAAGCCUUUAGUCAAAAAUACUUAUGAUAUUAGAAAUUUGAACAUGGAAGAUGAGAGAGUGGCAGCAACUAUUACUGCACUAUGGCAGGCAGAUCUUGAUGCAGAAACUGCCAUGGAUGUGGAUCCACCAGCACCAGAAAAGACACCAAGCACAGCACCAAAGCAGAAAGAGGAACCGCCCAAGGACAAAUAUGAAGGAUUACCAGAAAAUCGAAAACAAGCACUGAUCCAGAAAGAUUUGGGCAAUGAUUGUUACAAGAAAAAAGAAUUUGAUAAUGCAAUAACACAUUAUGAGAAAGCGAUAGAAUUUGAUCCUACCGAUAUAACAUUCUAUACGAAUAUGGCUGCAGUUUUCUUUGAACAGAAAGAGUAUGAGAAAUGCAUUAAGGAAUGCGAGAAGGCUAUUGAAAUUGGUAGAGAAAACAGAGCAGAUUUCAAAUUAAUAGCUAAGGCUUUUACUAGGAUUGGUAAUGCUUACAAAAAAAUGGAACAAUGGAAACUAGCCAAAACAUACUUUGAAAAGUCAAUGUCUGAACAUCGUACCCCUGAGAUCAAGACACUAUUAAGUGAAGUGGAACGCCGUAUUGUUGAAGAGGAAAGGAAAGCAUAUAUUGAUCCUGUUAAAGCUGAACAAGAAAAGGAAUUAGGCAAUGAGUACUUUAAGAAAGGUGACUACAGUACAGCAGUGAAACAUUACACAGAAGCUAUAAAACGGAACCCUGAUGACUCCAAACUGUACUCAAAUAGGGCUGCAUGUUACACCAAGUUGGCUGCUUUCGACUUGGGACUGAAAGACUGCGAACAAUGCUGCAAACUAGACCCUAAAUUCAUCAAGGGAUGGAUUAGGAAAGGAAAAAUUUUGCAGGGUAUGCAACAACCAUCUAAGGCCCUGACAGCCUAUCAAAAAGCCCUGGAACUGGACCCCAGCAAUGCAGAAGCUUUAGAAGGGUACCGCUCAUGCUCCACACAACUCAACUCUAACCCAGAAGAGGUCCGCAAACGUGCCAUGUCUGAUCCGGAAGUGCAGCAGAUAUUGCGCGAUCCCGCCAUGCGAUGUAUACUUGAACAGAUGCAGCAGGACCCUCACGCAUUGCAAGAUCAUCUCAAGAAUCCUGAAAUUGCAGCUAAGACAGAAACUCUUGAAUCAGGCCUCAUCGCCCUACAUUAG
Bombyx mori (domestic silkworm) is the source of this 1623-nucleotide messenger RNA. RefSeq names its product Hsc70/Hsp90-organizing protein HOP (gene Stip1). Lineage: Eukaryota; Metazoa; Arthropoda; Insecta; Lepidoptera; Bombycidae. Gene Ontology annotation, molecular function: Hsp90 protein binding. The record is from RefSeq and is marked validated.